ACUACACCACGUGAGUUAAUGGUAAACAUGCUACUGCUUCUGUGUUGGGGUCAACUGACUUUUUCAUUUAUUUAGAUGUUUCUAUUCUACAUGUUGAUGCUUUUUUAUUACCAAUAAUUACAAUAUGAUGCGAUGAUUGUUUUUAAAACAUUGUGAGGCUUAUUUCUUUCACAGCUGUUGCUGCAAAGCUAGCAUCAAAAGCUAGCAGGGGACAAGCUACCAUGGCUUAUGCACAGAUAUUUAAAGCACUUCAUUGUAAUUUACCACAAACAGUGUCUCGGUAUAUGAUGAAGUCUUGUAAACUUGCACACGUUCGCUUCAUCGGUCACACGGACAGAGCUGUUUUUGCAACUUCAAGAUCAUCCUUUCAAAGGAGAACAGCCCCGGACCUUUGCACCGUGAAUUGUUUAAUACGGAUCAUAAAAUGGAGAGGGAUUUCUGUCGACUGCAGCAACAGGAAUAAAAGUAGUCCAGAGGAGAGCAGAGGGAAAUCUGUCUCCAGAUUUCAAGGUGGGAGUCCCCAGGCGUCUGCUGCACAGAAAGUCAAAGACGCAGGCAGAGAUUUCACCUAUUUGAUUGUUGUACUGAUUGGACUUGGAGUUACAGGUGGACUUCUCUAUGUGCUUUUCCAGGAACUUUUCUCAUCCUCCAGUCCAAAUAAGGUUUACGGUAAAGCUUUCAACUUAGUCAAGUCAAACCCUGAGGUAAUUGGUGCAUUUGGGGAACCAAUCAAAUGUUAUGGUGAAACUACUCGUCGUGGUAGAAGACAGCAUGUCAGUCAUUUUGAGUUUCUCAAGGAUGGACUUAAGCAUUUGAGGCUUAAGUUUUACAUUGAAGGUUCAGAACCAGGAAUUAAAGGAACAGUCCAUUCAGAAUCCAAAGAGAAUCCUGAGACUGGAAGAUACGAGUUUCGCUACAUUUUUGUGGAAGUAGACACUUAUCCACGAAGAACCAUCAUUGUGGAGGAUAAUCGGUAGAAGCCUACACUAAAACACAACUGUUAGAAUAAGGGGAGUGAAUUUAUAAAGCCAAUUUAUAUAUGUAAUGCAAAUAAAACCAAAUGCAUUGUUAAAUGAAUAAAAGUCAUCAAAACAC
This is a messenger RNA of Boleophthalmus pectinirostris (great blue-spotted mudskipper), 1095 nucleotides long. It is a transcript of the gene timm21, whose product is annotated as translocase of inner mitochondrial membrane 21. Gene Ontology annotation, cellular component: TIM23 mitochondrial import inner membrane translocase complex. The record is from RefSeq and is a predicted model, not a curated record. The transcript is spliced from 6 exons. Gene Ontology annotation, biological process: protein import into mitochondrial matrix. Lineage: Eukaryota; Metazoa; Chordata; Actinopteri; Gobiiformes; Gobiidae. The coding region runs from base 222 to 977 and encodes 251 amino acids.